AUGCAUUUCCUUGUGCUAGGAGCUACAGGAGCCAUUGGAAGCAAAUUCUGCACCCUGGCGCUGAACAAAGGGCAUCGUCUAAGUCUACUAGUUCGCAAUCCCAGUAACCUCCCAACAAACCUCGUUCACAAUACAGAUGUGGAGGUCAUCGAAGGCGUUCUAGAAGACGAAACCACCCUAGACAGUGCUGCGAGCUGUGGUGCCAGCAUCUUUGUGUCGUUCGCUGGACCCCCGAUCGGAACGAAGGGCACGCCUCUCACAUUGGGAUAUAAAGCUCUAGUUCCAAAGCUAGUGGACCGGCAGUUCAAGCGCAUCCUCAUACUCUGCACCCCGUCCUACCAUGACCCCUCGGACACCAUAACAUUCAAAUGGCGGCUGGGUGCAUGGUUCAUGAGGCUAUUUAGCGAUGGUCAGUAUCGAGAGAUGGUCGGGGUAGGGGAGUAUAUAGCGUCGCUGCCUGUCGGCAGGCCUGUGCAGUGGACUUUGUUUCGAGUUGGUGGGCUGACAGAUGGAGAAGAGGCACCGGUCAAGGCGACGUCCCUGGGAAGCGGUGAUGAUGGCACAUGGAUCAGUCGGGCGAGCGUUGCGGUGUGGGCUCUAGAUGAAAUUACUCAAGAACAAUGGCUUGACGGACUCAUAAUAAGUCCCGCCACGGCUGCGAACGAUGCAAAAGACGCAGAAUCAAAUGCGAUGAAGCCGGCCCUCCAUGCGGUCACUGCGCCGCUCGAAAGGCCGAUUGUCGGUAUUCCACUGGGGGACUGUUUCGACAUUCAGAAUGGAGCGAACAAUGCCAAAACCCUCCCGUUGGCAUCCGAGGCACCGCGUAGUACAACGCCUAUAGUACCACGGGGCCGCAUGAGAGAGCUCCAGUUGAUACAUGUCUGGUCCAUGAAAACCCGCCACAGCUUUUCCUCCAACCUCAGCGACAUCUUCCAAUCCUUCGUGGUGGAACAGGCUUUCCAUCAUCCGUUUCUCAUGGACUCACUGCUGGCACUGACGUCACUACACAUAGCCAUUGAAACCACCGACAGUAAUAACAACAAUACGAAUAAUAACCAUGGCCCCCUAAGCUCAGCCACUGUCUCGGAAUACAUUGAUGACGCACUUCGCUACCAGAAUAGUGUCGUUCCGGCUUUUUGUGCCGCACUAGAAAACAUCUCAGAGUCGAAUUGCCAUGCUCUUUUCGCAUGCUCGGUGAUCAUGAUGGCUUGCGCUGUUAUAGCUCCCUUCGUCGGAAGCAGUCGUGGGAAUACGAUAGGAAACCUAACUUCUCCAUUUCAUUUUGUUAAGGGGAUACAUUCCGUCAUUGAUAAAUCCCGGCCGUGGCUGGCCAAGGGGCCCUUUCGAUUUGCAAUCAUAACCCAUGCUGAUGAUGACUGGGAGUCAGGCCAGCAAGAUAGCGAGGCCAUUGAUAAGUUGCGAAAACUUUGUUCCCAUGGACAUCCGGCUAUACGGAACAUCCUUGGCCGUGCCAUCACACUCCUGGGGAAUUGCUUUGUGAAAGGCGAAACAAUGGCCAUUCCGUGGAUCGUGGUUGUUGGGGAGGAUUUCGUGGAUCUCAUACAACAAGAGGAGCCCAUGGCCUUAUUGGUGUAUAUGUAUUGGGGUGUUUUGCUUAGCCGAUUGAAGGAUGCAUGGUGGGCAACGCUGUCAGGAAGGAGGAUUGUAGGGGAUUUAGCAAAGGAGCUCGCACAGAUCAAUGAGUGGUCCGAAGCUAUACAAUGGGCAACGGAGCAGGUAGGCAUAAACAACGAGGAAUUGACAAUGUCAUAUUGA
Molecule: messenger RNA, 1776 nt
Organism: Aspergillus bombycis
Lineage: Eukaryota; Fungi; Ascomycota; Eurotiomycetes; Eurotiales; Aspergillaceae
Product: NAD(P)-dependent oxidoreductase
Exons: 5
Coding region: 1-1776 (591 amino acids)
Biological process (GO): regulation of transcription by RNA polymerase II
Molecular function (GO): DNA-binding transcription activator activity, RNA polymerase II-specific
Source: RefSeq, a predicted model, not a curated record